ACCCAUUUCUCUCUCUCUCUUUCUCUCUUCCACCAAUUUCUCAAAAUCCAAAACCCUAUCUUUCCAUUUCUGAUGUCGACGGCGCGGGAAGAGAGCAGUCGGUACGACGCUGGGUCAGGGGCGGGGGGGAAGUUCAAGAAGCGGCCUUUUCGAAGGACUACCCAGGGGACGCCGUACGAUCGGCCGCCGACUGCAAUAAGAAAUCCUGGCAAUGGCAACGGCAAUGGUUGGUUCUCGAAAUUGGUGGAUCCGGCCCAGCGGCUAAUCGCUUACGGUGCUACUAGGCUCUUUGCUUCUGUGUUUCGGAAACGCCUUCCUGCUCCACCUCCUCCGCCACAGCCGCCUGAGCCGGAGGAAACAAGGGAGGAUCAUCCAGAAGCAGCUUCAACAGACCGCCCUGCCAGGCAAGAAGGAGCCCUUGAUAAAUGUGACAAUCCAUGUAAUCACCCUGGAGGCGAAUAUACUGAACUUGAGCAUAUCUUGAAGCAGAAGACAUUCACCAGGGCUGAGACUGAUCGUUUGACCACCCUUUUACGUUCAAGAACUUUUGAUAAUGCUAGUGGAACUGAAGAGAAGAGGUCUGAAGUAAAACUGGUAGCAUUGUGUGACAGUAAAAAAGAAUUUCCAAACACCGCUGUCAGAGAAAAUGGCACUGAGAGACAUUCUAUAUCAACUCCUGCUGUCAUUUCAAAUGUAACAAAGGUCCGCAAUGAAGAUGUUGCUUCACCCGCAGAGCUUGCAAAAGCUUACAUGGAUGGUAGGCCUUCCAAAAAUUCUGCACCAUUGCUCAGUUUAAGGAGUCAAGCACAUAGGGAAGAUUCAUCUGAGUUGAGUGGUAGACUAUUCCCUUCAAAACCACGAGUUAUGUCACUUGUGCCAAUGUCUUCUGGCCAUGUUGGAGGCCUUGGAAAUGGCUUUGUGACGCCUAGAUCCCUAGGUAGAUCAGCGAUAUACAAUAUGGCACGAACACCUUAUUCAAGAGCCAACUCAACCGCUACCCUUAAGAUUGCUGGGCCCCCAACUGAUGCUUUUGCUGGACCAUCAUCAUCAUCAUGGUCUCAGAGUGCUUGGGAGCAAAGCAGACUUUCUGUAUCUAGACAAGUGGCAUUAAAGCGCAGGGUAGACAAUGAUAUAGGUUCUGUUGGUCCUAUUCGUAGGAUACGUCAGAAAUCUAAUCUUCUUUCUCAAAAGAGUUUGGGCUUACCAGUUUCUGAAAGUCCUCUUUCUAUCCAUGAAGGUGGAUCUGGUUCAGUUGUUCAAAACUCUUUAUCUUUGAUAGAGAAACCAUUUUCAUCUGGUGAAGCUAAGGUUACCUUUACAAAAACAUCAACUGAGAAUGGGAUUAACAGCUCCCCUGGUACAAGUUUUACACCUGUUCCUUCCAAAUCCAGUCAGAUGGCUUCAAAAAUAUUGCAGCAGCUUAAUGAGUUGGUCUCUACAAGGGAAAAGUCACCUACAAAAUUUUCACCACCCAUGCUCAGUGGUCCGGCUCUUAAAAGCCUGGAGAAUGUGGACUCAAAGUUUUUGGAGAACUUAAAAGAUAAAAGUAAGUUUGAUGGUGCCACAUUGCCUGUCAUCCAAGACUCCACGUCUCACAAGCAGGAUAAAGUUGAAGAAAAUGGCAGAACAAAACUGGUUUCUCCUCCAGAUAAGUCGGUUCCUUUGGUAAAUGGUAUUGGUACUUCUAAUUUGUUUAAGGCUAAUGUGCCUAGUGCUAAUGGUGCCGAUUCCCUUGUGAUGAAGUCAGUGGUAGACGUCCCUCAACAAAAGAAACAGGCUUUCCAGAUGAGUGUACAAGACGAUUAUUUGGAUCUGGAUGAUUACAGUGACCAUCUUAAGGGAGCUGCAUCUACUUCAUUUAAAGUAGCGGGGGAAAAGUUGGAUAGUUCAGUCAUAGGGAGUCAGAACACUGCUCUUGAAGCCAUAAAAGCUGACAAGACUGCUACAUUUACUGGAAUUAAACCAUUUCCAAGUUCAGCAUUGAAUCAAACACCUAAUUUGGGUACUUAUGAUGGUUCUAUGAUUGCUGAACAGAAGGCUAGUACUAAUUCUGCUGCUAAUUUGCCCACCACUUCUUCCCAACCUGUGGUUCUGGCUUCUCAGUCAACUUUAAUGAUUGAUAAACCUGUUUCAAAGGAAUCAGAUGCUGCUUUUCCUAUGUUCAACUCUGGGGAGAAAACUGCCCAGACAAAGGAACAAAAUGCUACUGUUCCUACAUUUUCCUUUGGCUCUGCUGCUGUCAACAAAGUUCAAUCUGAUGCUGAAACUUCAGGCUUUAAGUUUGAUGGCUGCUUGGAUUCAAAAUUGAGAAAUUCAAGCAGCAUUGAGUCUGUUGCUACUGCAGCAAAUCAUAUGGCAAAAUCAGCUGAAUCAGAUCAAGCUGAUAGCAAGAAUACUUUAAAGGCAGGAUUCUUCUUUAGUGCCUCCGAAACUGCAAGCAGUUCUGCUGUGCCAACAACAUCAUCAACUGGAAACAUAUUCAAAUUCAGUGCUGUGGCAAAUAAUUCUAAUGGAUCAUUUGCUUCAAGCCCUUCUCCAUUCUCUUCCCAGACUCAAAUGUUAAUUCCCAACAAACUUGUCGGUCAAAGCAUGUUCAGUGGCCCUACCAAUGCCAUUUCCACCAUUGCCACUUGUGCCACUGCUGCCACUGCAGCAACUGGAAUAACUGCCACUACCAGCACAAUCAGUGCCACCCCCCAGGCUACAGUUUGUUCCUUUACCAGUCCAGACAACUUUAAAUAUGCUUCCCCUGUGCCCUCAUCAAACCAGUUUUCAACGCAAAUUGUAAGUUCCAGUGAAACAACUGAAUCCCAGACCAAGGAUUCAAAUCUGGCAACUGCUCCCUUUGCUGGUACCUCAGCAUUUUCUGCAGUCAUGAAUAAUACAAGUAACCGUUCUGGUGGCACAUCUUCUGCAGUCAUGAGCAAUGGGACUAACCCUUUCAGUGGUCUGUCUUCUACAACCACAAAAGCAUCCAGUAGCAUUUUUGGAACAUCUGCUCCCAUUUCAAGCACCAGUUUUGGUGUUACAUCUUCAGCAACCCCUAGCACAGGGACUAGUAUCUUUUCCAGUGCAUCUGCAAGCACAAGUAUGGUUGGAAAUGUAUUUGGAUUCAGUGCUCCAGCUACAACAAUGUCCUUUACCCAGUCUCAGAGUACAAAUUCUUUUCCUGUUGGUAAUUCCCAGUCAUCUGCAGCUGGAAGUGGUGUUCCAACCUCAACUCAGAGCAUGCCUAUUCAGUCUCCUUCACUUGCAACAUCUCCAUCAUUUGGAGUGGCAGGGAACACAACAUUUUCUUCUGGGGGUUCACUAUUUGGUUUGUCUGCUUCUGUGUUACCUACUUUUGGUUCUGGGGUUACAUUUGGACAAAGUUCUUCCUCAUCAGUUAGCAAUGCUGCUAGCACCAGCAGUGCCACUGCUUCCAGUUUGUUUGGUUCCAGUUGGCCAGCACCUAAGACUCCCAUCUUUGGUUCAACUUUUAGUUCUACAUCUUCGUCAACUGGGUUUUCCUUUGGAGCAUCCUCAACUUCUAUAGCUGGUAAUGCAAGUGCUUCUAUGGUUUUCGGAUCAUCCAACAUUGCCUCGUCGAGUUCCAUUUUUCCAUUCACUUCACCUGCGGCUGCUACUCCGUCACAACCUGUUUUUGGUAGCAAUACUCCUGGAUUUGAAUUUGGUUCAGCUCCCACUGGUAAUAAUGAACAGAUGGAGGACAGCAUGGCAGAGGACACAGUCCAGGAAGCCACACCUGCAGUACCAGUAUUUGGUCAGCAACCAGUCACCCCUCCAUCAUCAGGGUUCAUUUUUGGUGCAACACCUCCGGCAGGUGCAAAUCCUUUCCAAUUUGGCAGCCAACAGAAUGCAGCUGCCCAACAGAACACAUCUCCAUUCCAGCCCUCUGGUAGUCUGGAGUUUAAUGCUGGAGGAAGCUUCUCAUUGGGCAGUGGUGGCGUUGACAAGUCUGCCAGAAAAAUUGUGAGAGUUAAAAGCAGACAACGGAAGAAGUAAAAGCUUUGUUUAUGACAGGAAACAGUUGAUAGCUAAUUGUUGUUGCUGGAAAUUAUUCCAUGAUUUGUGUUUCCGCAGUUGUGGCAUGGGCAAGGAGAUAAAGUUGUCAUUUAACGCUAUGGAAAUAUUCUGUUGUUGAGUAGUUCUUCGGUAGUGGUUGACACUGGCUGUGAGGGUGGCGGCUGCCGGAUUACUUGUUCACCAAUUUUGUACUGUGUUGUUAGCAAACAUCAAUCCUUUGAAGUGUAACAGUAUAUCAGUUGAUAGGAUUAUAUCAAGUUUGAGCAAUUGUGCUUUUGACCACCUUGAUGGGUGUAACUCUACAAUGUGUAUCAUAGAAGAAGCGAUAUGAAUUUGUUUUACAAGAGCGGCCGGUUAAUACUUUCUGUUCUUUUUCAUCUUUGAGGUGAGAAAAAUUUGUACAUGGGGCAUCUCUAAGGUUUCAGUGUUUGAUUAAUAAACGUAUUGUUAAACAAAUUCCUCAAUUUAUA
Rubroshorea leprosula is the source of this 4496-nucleotide messenger RNA. The record is from the annotation of a GenBank genome assembly. NCBI's taxonomy places the organism in Eukaryota, Viridiplantae, Streptophyta, Magnoliopsida, Malvales, Dipterocarpaceae.